Coturnix japonica (Japanese quail) is the source of this 1494-nucleotide messenger RNA. The record is from RefSeq and is a predicted model, not a curated record. Lineage: Eukaryota; Metazoa; Chordata; Aves; Galliformes; Phasianidae.
GGGUCGGAAGCGGGAAGGGGCUCUGAGGUGGAAGGCGGGGCCGCCAUGUCUGAUACCUGGAGCUCCAUUCAGGCCCAUAAGAAACAAUUGGAUUCGCUGAGGGAGCGGCUGCAGAGGAGGAGGAAGCAGGACCCGCUCGACCCCCGUCACACCGACCCCUCUCAACCCCCCCCUCCCCUCCCCACCCACCCUCCUCCAUUCCACCCUUCCAGCUCUGUAGGAAGUUCCAUCUCAACCCCUGGGGGGGUUGUGGGGGUCUCUACCACCCCAUCUACGGAUGAAGGGGGUCCGGAAUUGACCCCAGACCCAGCUUUAGAACGUCGAUUGCUGCUUCACCUCGCCGAUGUCGCCCUCACUUUGCCCACCGAUGCCGGAGCGAUACGGGGGGCUAUCGAUACGCCCGAAACGCCGGCGACGCACAACAUGGUGGAAAGCCUCCUCCAGAAGUUCGCGGCCCAGGAGCUGAUCGAAGUACGUCGCGGCCUAUUGGCCGAAGGCCCCACCAUCGUCACCUACGCCGACCACUCCAAGUUGGCGGCCAUGACAGGCUCCGAACGAGGCCGCGACAUGGAGGCCGAAGUCGGCGGGAGGAAGAGGAGAGCGGAACAGGAAAUGUGCGGCGGGGUAGGAGGAAACGGACAGGAAGUGGGGAAGGAAGUGGUGAAGAAAUGGCGGAAACAAGCGUCCGACGUGGAUCUGGAGAUUGAGAGUGUAAGCCAGGAGAUCCUGGAGCUGCUGAACACCACCACGGCCAAGGAGCAAUCCAUCGUGGAGAAGUUCCGCUCGCGGGGUCGGGCCCAGGUCCAGGAAUUCUGUGACCACGGAACCAAAGAGGAAUGCAUCAAAGCCACCGGAGCCGACCGGCCCUGCAGGAAGUUGCAUUUCCGUCGCAUCAUCAACAAACACACGGACGAAUCUUUGGGCGACUGCUCCUUCCUCAACACCUGCUUCCACAUGGAUACCUGUAAAUACGUCCACUACGAGAUCGACGCCUGUUCCGAGACCCCCGCCGAGACCACCGCCCCACCGGGUCGAGAACACGGACCGGAACUACCCAGGUCACAACCCGACGCCGGCGCCGACCGACUCUUCCCACCCCAGUGGAUCUGCUGCGACAUCCGUUACCUGGACGUGAGCAUUCUGGGUAAGUUUGCGGUGGUGAUGGCCGACCCCCCGUGGGACAUUCACAUGGAGCUGCCCUACGGCACCUUGACCGACGACGAGAUGAGGCGGCUCAACAUCCCCGUCCUACAAGACGAGGGAUUCCUCUUCCUAUGGGUCACGGGAAGAGCCAUGGAGUUGGGCCGGGAAUGCCUGAACCUAUGGGGGUACGAGCGUGUGGACGAGAUCAUCUGGGUGAAGACCAACCAGCUGCAGCGCAUCAUCCGCACGGGACGGACGGGACAUUGGCUGAACCACGGCAAGGAGCAUUGUCUGGUAUGGGGUCACCCCAUAGAAAACCCCAUAGAAACCCUAUAACCACCCUAUGGGGCU